Spea bombifrons (plains spadefoot toad) is the source of this 1950-nucleotide messenger RNA. RefSeq names its product family with sequence similarity 149 member B1 (gene FAM149B1). The transcript has 15 exons. The record is from RefSeq and is a predicted model, not a curated record. Gene Ontology annotation, biological process: cilium assembly; protein localization to cilium. Bases 130 to 1884 code for a protein of 584 amino acids. NCBI's taxonomy places the organism in Eukaryota, Metazoa, Chordata, Amphibia, Anura, Pelobatidae.
GCCUGACAGCUGCAAAGGGUUGGAACGUGGAAGAAAUAAGAAGAACGGGAGUUAGGGGGAAAUAAUCGAGAGGGUAGCAAGAGAGACAAAUGCUCGACAUAAGGAGGUGUCAAUACUAGAAAUGAUUGUAUGACGCUUAGGAUGAUUUCUAGAUAUAAAAGAAAACCCGUCUUGCAGAAUCUUCAAAUUUCAAGUUUUCCAAAAGCCACAGACAAUCACCCUUUACUAGACACAGCAGACUCCUUCCUGACGUCCCUCAACACUGAACAAUAUGCAACAUCUUUGCAAAGUGGAAGGUCAGAAGCUUCACGAUCAGCUGAGAACUCUCAGGAUUCCUGGCUGGAAUAUCAGAGAGGAACAGGAUUUUCCACCGAUAACAGCUCAGUGGUAUCUUGGGGCUUUGACGAGUUUGACCAGGCUGCCACACGGCAAAUGCAAAGAAUAUUCAAACACAUUGAUGAACUACUUUAUGAAGAGAAAGCCAGCCCACUUGUAGAAGACCUUCAGGAAGAGUGUCAGCAGUGGACAUCACGCUUUCCGCAUUUGAGGAUACAAGGGAAACAAAUAUUAGCACCUUCAGAUGAUGGCUAUAGCUGGCAUCCCAGUUACCCACGUUCAGCAUCUGCAUCUACUCCAAAAGGUUGUGCCAGUGCAAGAGAUGUCAGCGAGCUGGGUGUUUUUGGUUCGAGAUGUUCAUUUGCCAUUGCAAAUGAUCCAAAUACUGAUGUCUCUUUUUGCUUGGGUAGCGAUAAAGAGUUAGAGGAUGAUGUAGGGGUGAUCGUGUCCGAAGGUGUUAUGGAAGAAUAUUUAGCUUUUGACUGCAGAAAUAAAGACGAUGAGCUGUUUGAAUGGUCUAGAGCUGCUUCCUUAGAUACUCUGAAAAUGGGCCAUCCUCCAAUAUCUCCAAAAUACUGCAACAAGGUGGCUGUUUUGGCUUUUCUGUUUGAUGACGUCUGGAGAGAAGUGGUAGGGAGCUUGGAAGAGCUUGUCUGCAGGCAUUGGGAGGAAUCGAUUACAGAUGACGACACACAUGCCAUAACUAUCAAGACAACUAGGGUAGAAUGUGUUAAUCUGUAUGCACCAUCUCAACGUCUUCCGCUUGUCCUCCCACCAGUUACUAAUGCCAGAAUUCCUGCCAUCUCCCCAAAGCUGUCCACUCACUCUCAUGGUGGAAAUAUUGCAGCUCCACGACAUCUUAACGACUUAAUGGUUAUUCAUGGGAUCCCUCUACAACAGAGAAAUCUGCCUCUAAUGGAAAAAGUUCUGGAUUCCGGGGAGAAGUCUCCAUUGAGACCCACAUCUGCCGCCGUAAUCUCUGGCAAACCACGCCAAGGUCGCUCUCUGGAGCAUAGCUCCUCAUCUUUGUCUCAUAAUACUUCAUCAGCUAGAAGGCGCAACCCUCCACGAACUUUACAUCCCAUCAACAACAAUCCCUCUAGGUCUGGGACACCAAAGAUGGAAGAAGUCAUCAAGGGAACACGACUUCACGCUACGUAUGACCAGAUGCCAUGUUCCCCUUUGUCUUUCAACCGAAACAACCUCCUGCCACCGAUUGGCACUACGGACUUAGAACGUCAAAGUACACAGGGAUCGCAGAGACAGACGCCAGAUACCCAAUUGGAGCGAUCCUUUGUAGUUUCUGAUCACAGAAAUACUUUUCAGAAUAGAAGAGGAUCUGAUGGAGUAGAUUCUAUCAGCAUUGGUGUAACUGGGAUCAGUUUAGGCACAGCUAGUGCAUCUUCUGCCAGGUCUGUUCAAUGGGGCCAUUCUUUCAAUGAAUUCAAAGCCGUGAGAGAAGCUCACUCCUCAGGAAUCUCAUUACAUUUGCCACUAAGAUCACACAGCCGGGGAGGAUUUCUUACAAGAAGUAGACAAGGACUAUAGGAUUUUCCUGCAUGAUUUUCAGUGUGAAAAUAUAUAUUUUUUUACUACUAAAUAUCUGUUUAACAA